ACUACACAUACGCACGCAUCCAUUGAAACACCUCCAUCUCCCAAUCUCACCAAAUCCAACGGAGUUCGCUUUGGAUUGCGGAAUUUAAGCAUCCAAGCCCCCCAUCAAUUCGAUUAAUUUCAAUAGAACGAAACAUCUGAGAGAAAAAACAGAAAGAUUCAAUCUUUCUCUCUCUCAACCCUUUGAUGGCGGGGCUGGAGUCCUCGAGCGCAGGGAUCGACGUCGACCCUCCAAAUAUUGAAGACUAUCUCACAUCCGAUGCCCUCCAUCAACCUCAUAAGAAGCUUCAAUUGAAGGAUUUACUCGAUAUUUCUCCUACACUAACUGAGGCUGCAGGAGCAAUUGUUGAUGACUCAUUUACACGAUGUUUCAAGUCAAAUCCUCCCGAACCCUGGAAUUGGAAUGUCUACCUAUUUCCCUUGUGGUGCUUGGGAGUGGUUGUUCGAUAUGGGAUCCUUUUUCCCUUGAGAGUUAUGACUCUGGCAGCUGGAUGGAUUGUGUUCUUUUCAGCCUUUCUUCCUGUUCAUUAUCUAAUGAAAGGGCAGAACAAAUGGAAAAAUAAUAUAGAGAGAAAAUUGGUGGAGAUGAUAUGUAGUGUUUUUGUUGCUUCUUGGACUGGUGUUGUCAGGUAUCACGGACCUCGUCCUAGCAUGCGCCCUCAACAGGUAUUUGUGGCGAAUCAUACUUCGAUGAUUGAUUUCAUCAUUUUAGAGCAGAUGGCUGCAUUUGCUGUAAUCAUGCAGAAGCAUCCUGGAUGGGUUGGUUUCCUUCAGACGACAAUUUUGGAAAGCAUAGGUUCUAUUUGGUUCAAUCGUACCGAGGCCAAGGAUCGCGAAGUUGUAGCAAGAAAGUUAAGAGAACAUACUGAAGGGGACAACAAUCCUUUACUAAUAUUUCCGGAAGGAACUUGUGUGAACAAUGACUACACUGUUAUGUUCAAAAAGGGCGCAUUUGAACUGGGAUGUGCUGUUUGUCCUGUAGCCAUCAAGUACAAUAAAAUUUUCGUGGACGCCUUCUGGAACAGCAAGAAGCAAUCUUUUACGAUGCAUCUGAUGCGCCUUAUGACAUCAUGGGCUGUGGUAUGUGAUGUUUGGUAUCUUGAACCACAGUAUCUGAAACCGGGAGAGACUUCUAUUGAAUUCGCUGAAAGGGUCAGGGAUAUGAUUUCGGUCCGAGCUGGUCUCAGAAAGGUCCCGUGGGAUGGAUAUUUGAAGUACUUCCGCCCAAGUCCUAAGCUUACAGAGCGCAAGCAGCAAAUAUUUGCGGAAUCAGUCCUACGGCGGCUGGAAGAAAAGUGAAGUAAUUUCAGUGAACUGUAACCUUGAAGAGAACUGUUAGUUCUUUUAUGAAUUUGCCCUCUCACUUUGUUCUCUCUCUUUUCUGCCACUUUUUAUUAUAAUAUAAACAGGAAAAUAUGAUUGUGCAAAAUGAUCAGAGUGAUGUAUGCUCUUAACAAAUUUCUCUCUCUCAACCAAAGUGAUUCUAUCGAUGUAGAAUGCUAUUUUUUUCUUCA
This is a messenger RNA of Asparagus officinalis (garden asparagus), 1513 nucleotides long. RefSeq names its product glycerol-3-phosphate acyltransferase 3-like. Gene Ontology annotation, biological process: triglyceride biosynthetic process. The transcript has 12 exons. The record is from RefSeq and is a predicted model, not a curated record. The coding region runs from base 186 to 1298 and encodes 370 amino acids. NCBI's taxonomy places the organism in Eukaryota, Viridiplantae, Streptophyta, Magnoliopsida, Asparagales, Asparagaceae. Gene Ontology annotation, cellular component: endoplasmic reticulum. Gene Ontology annotation, molecular function: glycerol-3-phosphate O-acyltransferase activity.